This is a messenger RNA of Rhizoctonia solani, 3537 nucleotides long. RefSeq lists its product as uncharacterized. The coding region runs from base 1 to 3537 and encodes 1178 amino acids. Gene Ontology annotation, cellular component: prospore membrane. The transcript has 11 exons. Gene Ontology annotation, biological process: ascospore-type prospore membrane formation; protein localization to prospore membrane. Lineage: Eukaryota; Fungi; Basidiomycota; Agaricomycetes; Cantharellales; Ceratobasidiaceae. The record is from RefSeq and is a predicted model, not a curated record.
AUGCCCCAUGUGAAUAUUUCUUCCGUUGGAGUGACUGAGGCACCGCGACAAGCCAGCGUGGCUAGAGAUUCGCCUAUUGGAGUUUAUCCUUCGCCAGCAACCAAAGAUCAUUUCGAUGACGAUCAUUUUCGAAGUCGACGGCGGAUCUUCAUUGGGCCUAUGCCUGAAAAUACCGCAGCUAGACUGCGUGCCGCUUCGUCUGGGGACAACUCUGCUGCAAAUUUGACUGGAGAAUUUACCAACGAGGAUUUCGCAAGGGAUAACAUGGCAGACGACGAUACUAGUAGCUCAGAAUCAGAACAUCACGAAGAUCACUCGGAAUCCGGUUCGGCUUCUGACCGUUGUUCGGGCACGGCAUCAUCACGGGCACGCAAGAUUUCCCGAAAACGUCUGCUACGUGCAUUCGUCAGUAGGGGUGGAGAUCGAAAGCAUUUCUCUGAGCAUGAAAUAUGGAAGAAGUGGCAUGCUGGAGGGUGGAGUCGUGUCCCAUUGCCUGCAGAUGCUUCGGCAAGACGUUGGGUUGGGGCAAGUUUUGAGGUAGGGAUGGACGUUCUUGGGGAUAUGGGUUCGUCCACAGUCUCGCAACCACAAAAUGGGCGAGGAGACGGUAUGAACCACGGUUCACAAAGCCCAGUGGCCCACUCGCCCACUGGAUUUCAUACUGGUGAUGGACCAGUCUCCCCUCCUCCGCCAUCUCGUACAACUACAAUGGAAACCUUUAUGACCGCACGAUCUAGGAGAUCAUCCAAUUCUGACGAAGAGGCCUCUGUCUUUGACACAAGGUCCAAGGGCAAGUUGAAAUCGAGCGACUGUGUUUUUGGGGAAACUCUGAGCAAUACCUCCAAGGUAUCACUCUCUCAAUCAAGACUUGGAGAGCCUUCGAGUCAAACUAGCGAUGCUACCCAGCGUGUGGAUAGCCCUGUGUCUUCAUCCCCACUUCUCCGUAAUUCUUCCAAAACAAGGAAACCGAGGCCACACUCUACAAUUGGUAUUCCAAACGUUCUGAGUGGACAGCCCAAACCUGGCCCUUCAAAUGCAUCCGAGUCGCACUUGCCUGCUCUUUUGAGCUCUCCUCAAAUACACAGCUUGGAGUCUAAAGAAAAUGGUCUCCGUUCAGCCUUGCGUCGUAAUUUUGGGACGCUCAAAGGAGGCUCAAUCAAGCAACGAUCAGUAGUAUUCGCCGAGUCGCCAAAACCUCUUUCUGAUACAGCACUCGAUCCGUUCAGUAAACUGCAUCGUUCAACGUCUUUGUCAGCUCCAUCUGCGUUACCUAUAAUCGCUCAAGCUCCUUCGGAGAAUCCUGCAUCACCCGCAGAGGUCCUUGGCCGGGAGUCUGAACCGACGGAUACCACGAGUGCAGGGGCUGCUGUGGCCCUUCAGGCCCAGCAAACCCGUAUUCCUGAGGACGGAAUUGUAUUAAGAGAUAGGAUGCUUGUCCGAGCGGCGUACAACAGGUCUUCUGGACUCCCCAAGCCCUAUGAUGAGGCUGAAGCGAGGCGCCACCCUGAUACACAAGAAAUGCAAUGGAAGGAGAUGCUCGUUGUAUGGCGACGGUCUAAUGACAGGGAGGACCGUGUGGAGCUGUAUCAAGACUACGCUACUCCAGGGAAGGAACGAAUACUAGGCCACAAAGAUUUGGCGUUUGUGGUACCCCUGACCGAGGGGGUUACCAGCGUAUCGUUAUAUUCACACGUCGACUCAACAUUUUGCUUGACAUGUCCUCCAACACCCGUUCGAACCGGUACUCCAUCAAAACGCGCAAGAUUUCAUCGGGCACCGAUCGGAACCAACAUUUUUGUUUGCAAAGUCAAGAGCCGCACGAGGGCGCUGAACUGGAUUUGGAACCUUUGGAGGUACCUUGGUGGAAAGCUUCCAGACACCAUUGACAUCCACUGCCCGGCCCUGGGUACUCGCGUUCGCGUUGACAUACCAGACCUAGACCAUGGUGCAAGCGACUCGUGGAAACGUUUUACCCGUUCGUAUCUUAUCGAAGCUUGUGGCCGGUCACUUCGGGGCCUUCCGGAUUGGGACUCGAUGAUGGAAUCACCCGCGCUGCGUGGAAGUCGGUUAGAAUUGGCUUGGAGAAAAGAGAGCAAGUUAGAUUGGGUAUGGCAAGAAACCGACGAUGAGGGCAAAGAGAUUGAUUGGCAGGUCCUCUUUGGUCUGGCGCUGAGACAGCCAAGCCUUCCAUCACAACUGGAGAUUCGCCUGGGAUUGCAUGCGCCAACCCAUGUUGCGCUUAGUGAUGGCUCUAGUUUAGGCAAGACCAAACUCGUUCCGUUACACGAACCACCAGCGGUUGAAGGCUAUUUACACCGAAUUAAACCCAAAACCCUAACUCGUACCAAUGUGUAUCUCACUUCCCACGAUGGCUAUUUGUUCACGCUGCGGUACGCCGAUGCGGAGCCGCCUGCACCUCCUGUGCUAGUCCAGCAACCCCUCGACGAUACCGGGCGACAAAUCGUACGCCAGAGAGAACUUUGGCGUGCGAGAUGUAUGAUCCUAAAUGCGGAUGGAUAUAUCGACCUACGAAGUAUCCUUGCCGUUCGAAGAGCAGUCGAACCUACACCUCCUACCGGGACCAUCGAUAUAGGGGUUGCGAGGUCUACAAAGCGUCUCCCAAAUGAUACGCACGAGCACGAUGACUUUGAUGAUGGUUGGGUAGAUCAAGCAGAUGCUUCGGACGGUGAGGAUGAGGGUGGGGAUGAGUACUUGUCAAGAAACGAAGACAAGGCACGACUCAAAAUGAAGCGAUCAUUCGAGUUGAUUAUGCGAUCAGGGCGUGUCAUCCGGUUUGAGGCCUAUUCUAGAAACAUAUGUCUCGAGUGGAUCGCAAAUUUGCGCAACUUGAUCAAGUACUGGACUCGUAGACACAGGGUAGAUGCCCGAGACGAAAUGGAAUUGGUGUUUGCCACCCAAGGUCGGGUACGGUUCACCAUACCAAAACUUGGGAGGGAAGAAGCACCCGAAGGGUGGGUUCCGGAUGGUGCUUCCCCAUACCUGGCCAAGGUAAUCAAUCCUUUUCUGCACAAAACUCUUGUUGAUCGGUUUGCAUACCCCAGUUUUGGAAUUGGAGGGCAUCUUGUCCUUUUCCAUAUUACUCCGAAUGUGACAUCGUACCACCGUCAUUCUCGAACAGUUAACCUCGCCGAUGCUUAUGUUUAUUCUGGCCAGAUUGCUAUGAGAUCAUUACCCCGCGCCGCGGGGGUGGAUUCUCGGCAGAAAAUCCCCCGAAGGUACCAAGACGGGUUAGAAUCUGAUGACAGCGAGGAAGAUACUACCUUCAUAAUAUGGUAUCGCCCCCAUAACACUCAUAUACCCCUGGAUCCUUUGCUUUCUUCUGAAUCGACGGUUAAAGACGAACCAACUAUAGCGCCACUGGGCGGCAAGCAUAAACUCAUCAUUUGCAAGGCUCGCAGCCGCCUAGAACGAGACGUUUGGUGUUGGGUUCUUAACACUGAGAUAGAGCGCCUUUCGCGCAUGCUGCUAACGAGGGAGAAGCACAUGAGACGUCAGGGAGCAUUGGUAUCUGAAUGA